Strongylocentrotus purpuratus (purple sea urchin) is the source of this 1203-nucleotide messenger RNA. Its product is annotated as transmembrane protein 26-like. The record is from RefSeq and is a predicted model, not a curated record. NCBI's taxonomy places the organism in Eukaryota, Metazoa, Echinodermata, Echinoidea, Camarodonta, Strongylocentrotidae. The coding region runs from base 1 to 1203 and encodes 400 amino acids. The transcript is spliced from 3 exons.
AUGGCUCUCAAAUGUUGCGAGGAGCACUUCUCUUGCUCCGGUACGAAGCUCUGCCUCGCCCUCGUCACCCGUGUCAUGUUCAUCGUCCACAACCUGACGUCCGUCGCCCGGGCCGUCACCGUGACCGACGACCGCCGACUGUGGUUCCUAGCCCUCACCAUCAUCGGUCUCCUUCUCGAGACCGUCUUUACCAUCGUGAAGAACAAGGGGGAAGAGUGGAAAUGGUUUUGCCCGAGCGUCUUGUUUUUCUUGGCGGGGUCCGUGCCUUCAAUCUGGAUCUUAGAGUUUGACUUGCUGAACCGAAGAGGGGUGCCUGCCGUUAGUCAGGAUGUGCAAUAUACUGACGACCUUGUAAUGGCAAGGACAUGGGUGUUAGCCCUGGAGCAACUACUAUUAUUUGUGUUGAUCGUUGGACGUUGGCUUCUACCAAAGGGGGAGAUCACAAGAGAUCAGCUCUCUCAGCUCCUACUGGUCUACAUCGCCACUGCUGCGGAUAUCAUCGAAUUCUUUGACAGCUUUAAUUCCGAUGAAUCUCCGUAUAACCGUGAGCUGAUCACAGCCGUGCUGACCCUCUGGUCAUGGAGCCUCGUCCAGUUCACCCUGGUUCUAACAUCCACCAGGGGAUCACCAGAGUACAGCCUCUCGGUAAGACCUACACAGCCGAGGGUUCUUGAAGAAACGGACGUCAACAAGUGGCACCGCCUGGCGAAGAUGCGUCGGGUUGUGAUGCAUACGCGGAUACCCUGGCCUUGGGGGCGCUUUGGACAGGUGAUGCCUUUGCCGAAUCCGCCAGGGAAGAACCGCGUGCUUCCGGUGCGUCCGGAAGACGAAGACAAGGUGUAUCCAUACAACCGAUGUGCGUGUCUUGAAUCGGAGAUCUGGGCUGUCAUGGUUGCGCUUUGUCUUCAGGAUGGACCCUUCCUGAUCCUUCGUCUCAUUCUUAUCUCCCAUUAUAAAAUCUUCACGCAUCUUAGUCUAUUCUUCACCAGCAAGAACGCGUUGGUCUUGAUGCUGCAGUUAUAUCGGUUGAUCGUUGUGCACCAGGAGAAGGUAGCCGCAGAUAAUCAGCGCAAAUUGGAACACCUGAAAGCUCAGGAGGAGGAUGAACGACAGUCGAAUGUAGACCUCGGGGAAACCCAAAUGAAUGAUCCAUAUGAUAUUGAGCAAUACCGGGCAGCUGUUCAGGUCCUCUACCGCCCGUAA